Messenger RNA from Betta splendens (Siamese fighting fish), 2410 nucleotides. It is a transcript of the gene krcp, whose product is annotated as kelch repeat-containing protein. Lineage: Eukaryota; Metazoa; Chordata; Actinopteri; Anabantiformes; Osphronemidae. The coding region runs from base 217 to 1908 and encodes 563 amino acids. The record is from RefSeq and is a predicted model, not a curated record. Gene Ontology annotation, molecular function: protein binding. The transcript is spliced from 13 exons.
UAGUCCUAGUGUGGAAACCGGCGCAUCCAAUCUCUUUCGGGGGCAGAACUCGCGCGGAGUUUAGAAACUGUGUACCCGUCGGUGGCGGGAGAGGCUGCAGGCACUCAAGGAUAAGCGACAUACUUCGUAUAAUUGAAUGUUUACUGCCGAGAGAGUGACAGCGGGGCGACGCUCACUACUUUGAGAGGAAAUAGAUUUUGGUGGAGGGAAACGCAAAUGGAGGAUUUCGGUGUUUAUGCGGUUUUCGGGGUGAACGGACCGCCUCAACGACUACUGAGUGCCCAUGGUUCGUGCAAGGUCCGUGUUGCAGUUCCCCCAAGUGUCCACCAGGUGGUGUUGUUCAGUAGCGGGCCGUGGGGGCAAAGGAUCUGCGUCAACGCGGAGCUCAACGAUGCUGAGCGGAUGCCCAUCACCAUCGGCAAACUGACUCCUUAUAACAGGUGUCUGUCAUGGGAGCAGUGGGAGGAGGAGACGUGGACAGACAGUGUGACACUGGAUGUGGCUCUGGAGGGAGGAAACCAGGGAAAAUCAGUUUCGUCAGAACCAGAACUCGUGCUUGCCAUGACGGAAUACACACCAAAGGAAACCAUAGCUCCUCUCACAUCCCAAGAGCACAAGGGCAAAAGGAAGAGGGCACAGAUGAGUGAUGAAGACGAUGACGAAAAUAAGGAUUUGAAGACAGGAGAGGAUGAGAACUUGUGUCCCAAUGGUUCCAAGACCACACCAAUACGAAAAGCCAGAGGUCAAGCCAAAGGGCAGAAGCUGCUCAGCAGUGGAGGAGAUGCAACCAAGAUAAAGGGGACUGCUAAUGGAGAAGAUGCGCAAGGAAUUGUGGGAAAAACACCUCCUCACAGUGCAGCCAGGGCGAAGAGUAGGCAGGCCAGGACACCCACACAGGCCGUUGCCGCUCUGAUCAGCCCAUCAGGACGCUGGGGUCAGACGCUGUGUCCCAUUGAUGCUCAAACAGCCAUUCUUGCUGGAGGACAGGGAGCCAGGAUGCACUUCUGCAAAGAUCCCAUGUGGAAGCUUUGCACUGAGGACAUGUCCUGGGUGGCCGCAGAGACUCUGGCAGAGGGUCCAACGCCUGAGGCCAGAAUCGGCCACACCUCUGUUUUUGACCCUGCCUCAAAGCGUAUAUUUGUGUUUGGAGGUUCUAAGAACAAGAAGUGGUUCAAUGACGUUCAUAUUCUGGACACGCAGACAUGGAAGUGGUCGAUGGUGGAGGCUCAGGGUAAGGUUCCUCCUCUGGCCUACCACAGCUGCAGCAUGUUUCGUGGUGAACUCUUUGUGUUGGGCGGAGUCUUCCCUCGUCCCAACCCGGAGCCAGACGGCUGCAGUGACUCGCUGUACAUCUUCGACCCCCACCUCUCCAUCUGGUACGAGCCCAUAGUCACAGGAGACAAACCCUCCCCUCGCUCCGGCCAUUCUGCAUGUGUGAUGCAGGAGAGGAAGAUCUAUGUCUUUGGUGGAUGGGACACUCCUGUAUGCUACAAUGACAUGUACAUGUUGGACCUCGGUCUGAUGGAGUUUUCUGCAGUGAAAACAAAAGGAAAAGCUCCCUCUCCUCGAAGCUGGCACGGCAGCGCUGUGCUCUCGGACACAAAGUUCCUGAUCCACGGAGGCUACAAUGGAAACAACGCGCUCAGUGACGCCUUCAUCUUUGAUACAGACUCCAACAGCUGGACAGAGGUGAAGCUCCCUCAGCUGGCUGUUCCCAGGGCGGGCCACUCCAUCAUUACAAUGGAGACGGGAGGUCACCCCCGUUUCUCAGAGAAUGACGGAGACGCGGCUAUGGACCCCGUCCCCGUCGGUGGAACGUUGUUGGUGUUCGGAGGCGGUGACAACGAGGGUAACUUCUACUCUGACCUCACCACCGUCGCUGUGGAGGAGCUGCUAGGUGCCGUCUGAAGAGCGAGUCAGAGGUGAAUCCUCACUACCUGAGAGGAUGAGGAGCUGUUUAUCAACCACCUCCAUUAUUAUUUAUACCCCUUUUCUUAUUUUAUCUGUGUAUAGAAAUGGUUGUGAUUAUAAUUCUGCAGAAUUGUGUUGAAUAUGGAUCUUAAAAUAUGUAAUCAGAUUUCUGGUGUAGUGGAAAACAGAAUUUAAGAAAUGUCUUAUAACAAGAUUUUAUUUUUGUUAAAUGAAAUAUAGAGCCUUGAAGGCUGUUAUUUCAGUUUUUAUGAACAUAGUUUAAAAGUUCUUUCUCAGGUAAAAUUUACAUUUCUAUUUUGGUGCAUUGCAUAUGUGCCUCUUGGCCUGUUUGUUAUUGAUAACAGAGGCUGCCAGUAUUUGAAACUUGGCCUCUACAUAGCUGUAAGUGCAUGAAGUGUAUUCUAUUAAUUACGAGGUGUUUGUAUCUGUGAUCUCCUGAUGUACGACUUAUCAAGACUUAAUAAACAGUUUUUAUGGA